CUGCUGCUGCCUUUUCCCCUGCUUCCCACUCCCUCCACGCCUCCCCGCCUCUCCUUUUCAACCGCUCCCCGUCAUCUCCCCCCUCCUCCUCCUGCUCCCCCACCUCUGCUGCACCAGCCAUGGCGUCGUCGUUCGUCGCGCACCACCACGGCUCGCUGGGGGUGAUGGAGGGGAGGAUGACCGCGCUGAGGAGCAGCCUGAGGCCGUGCGAGGCCGCGGAGGAGUUGGACGCUGCGCCGGCGGCGUGCGGGGCGGCGGCGGAAAGGGGUGCCGGCCUUUUCGGGGACGGGUUCUCCGUCGAGGACCUGCUGGACCUCGAGGACCUCUGCGAGGUCGAUAAGGACUGCGCCGAGCUGGUGGACGCGCCGCCGGCGCCGGCGCCGGCGGCCGUGGACGACGACAAGCUGUCCAGUGACUCCCACGGAUCGUCGGUGGUGUCGUACGAGCUCAUGCCGCUCCCGCCGCCGCCAGUGAUUGACCUCCCGCUGCCGGGGCAUGACGCGGAGGAGCUGGAGUGGGUGUCCCGUAUCAUGGACGACUCGCAGGCCGAGCUCCCGCCGCAGCCGAAGCUACCGGCGGCGACCGUAGCAGCAGCCGCAGCAGCGGUAGCGCGGCGUCCGCUGGAACGCGCGGUGCCGGCGGCGGCGGGCCCUACACGGAGCCCGACGAUAUGCGCGCUGUCGACGGAGGCGCUGGUGCCCGUGAAGGCGCGGCGCAGCAAGCGGUCGCGCGCCUCCGUGUGGUCGCUCUCCGGCGGCGCGCUGCUGUCGGACUCGACGUCGUCGUCCUCCACGGCCACCACGUCGUCCUGCUCCUCCUCCGCCUCGUUCGCGCCGUUCCUCUUCCUGCCGGCGGACUCGCCGCCCGCGUUCUUUGCGGCGCGUCUCCUCUUCGAGGCGCCACGCGGCGCCUCCAAGAAGCCCAAGCACGGCAAGAGCGGCGGCAAGCCCAAGAAGCGCGGGCGCCGGCCGAAGCACCACCCGGCGCCGCACCAGCUCGCGGCGGCGGCCGCGGCCCCGGGCGACCGGCGCUGCAGCCACUGCGGCGUGCAGAAGACGCCGCAGUGGCGCGCGGGCCCCGAGGGCGCCAAGACGCUGUGCAACGCGUGCGGGGUGCGGUACAAGUCCGGGCGGCUCCUGCCGGAGUACCGGCCGGCGUGCAGCCCCACGUUCGUGAGCACCAUCCACUCCAACUCCCACCGCAAGGUGCUGGAGAUGCGGCGCAAGAAGGAGGGCGACCUCGUGCCGUGCCCGGCGCCACUCCCGGCCGCCGCGCCGGCCGUCGCGUCGUUCUGAGCCGGCGCUGUACAUUUUCCCUCUUCUCCGUCCCCGGUCGAAUUAUCAAGCCUGCUGUACCGUACCUGGAUUUUUUCGCCCCCUUCCGCCUUCUAUUUCGUUUCGGUUGUACUAGUAGCUAGAGCUCAGCGAACUGUAGGAGCUUUAUUAUUAGGUCGAAUUAGGUGUAGGGAUUAAGAUUUCCAUGGCUUAUUAUUAGCUAGGUUUGCUGGGGUAUGCAUGGCCGCAGUACUUGUGCCAGUAGUUAAGAACUCGGUGAGGGUCUGCACGAGAACAAAGCUUCGUGUUUGGCCUGGCCUACGAUGAAAGACCGGGGAAUGAGUUUGAGGUGUUGCUGGAUGCCAAGUGGGGAGGCGGAAGUGACAAGAAAGUUAGGCGUGCCUUGGCGCGGAACAAGGAACCGACUGCCUUGUUGCAAUCGAGGGGGUGCUUGGCGUGCCUUGCUUCGUGCCUGCAUCAUCAACUUCACGCCGUUGGUGCCAUGUCUCUCCGUCCGCAGCCCAUUCCAAUAUUCCAUGCUUGUAUCGCGCUGACAGCGUUGCUACUGACUAAAAAGGAAAAGAUUAGCUCCAAUCAACUACAAGUCCUACUUGUAGAGAUGAAAGUGAAAAAUCUGAGCUAGAUUUACUGCUA
Molecule: messenger RNA, 1928 nt
Organism: Panicum virgatum (switchgrass)
Lineage: Eukaryota; Viridiplantae; Streptophyta; Magnoliopsida; Poales; Poaceae
Product: GATA transcription factor 6-like
Exons: 3
Coding region: 120-1295 (391 amino acids)
Biological process (GO): regulation of DNA-templated transcription
Molecular function (GO): zinc ion binding; sequence-specific DNA binding
Source: RefSeq, a predicted model, not a curated record